Molecule: messenger RNA, 822 nt
Organism: Aspergillus pseudonomiae
Lineage: Eukaryota; Fungi; Ascomycota; Eurotiomycetes; Eurotiales; Aspergillaceae
Exons: 3
Coding region: 1-822 (273 amino acids)
Biological process (GO): mycotoxin biosynthetic process
Source: RefSeq, a predicted model, not a curated record
AUGGGACAGACAGACGGUGAGGACUAUGAACUUCUCCCUCCACAACAUCGUGCUCAAAAGUCAUGGGAAACACGAGGACGAACGGGAUUUCUAGCACGGUUAGAGACCCACUUUCUACUUGCACUGCUCCUUCUUUCCGUAUUGUUCAAUGCUAUGUUGGUGCUUGGUUGGAUAUCAAGUAGAGAUGAGUUAUCUGGAUCUACGGAGCCCGUCUGGGCUAGUUCUCAUUUCCGACGGGAAGAGGCGAAAGGUGGAUUCACGAGAGAAGACACAAUGUGGUGGAAUACCAACUACAGCGGUGAAAACGAGAGAGAAGUGAGUGAUCUCUGGCAUAAUGACAUUCCAUGGGAAAGCGGGAUCAUCGCAAUCAACAAACAAGAGGCAAGUGAGUUGGGGUUGCCCGAGUCGCAGUCUUUCCCGUGGGACGUAACGAAAGCGAUCUAUAUCCUCAAUGCGCAUCAUAUCCUCCAUUGCAUUCGCAAUAUAUACAUCUCCAUCGAGGAAUACCGUUACAAUCGUCCUCAGAGUAUUACCUAUCCCCAUAUCUUGCAUUGUCUAGACAGUAUCCGGGUGGAGACCAUGUGUGCGGGCGAUGACACCCUGCGAUACAUUCCGUUGAAUAAUGUCUCCGGAUUCAAGCCUGGCGAUGGACAGAAGCGCAUGUGCCGUGACUGGCAUCGAAUGCAGUCCUUUGUGGAGAUGCAUGACCCAUGCUAUCGGCAACAGUUCUUGGGCUCGAUGACGGCCAUGUCGGGGUUUGCAUUGGGCUCGGCCACGGGGGCUGGGAUUGGAUUGGCCAUUGCGGUGGCCACAACCAAGUAG